This is a messenger RNA of Saccharomycodes ludwigii, 2364 nucleotides long. It is a transcript of the gene AFG2, whose product is annotated as AAA family ATPase AFG2. The transcript has a single exon. The record is from RefSeq and is a predicted model, not a curated record. Gene Ontology annotation, molecular function: ATP binding; ATP hydrolysis activity. The coding region runs from base 1 to 2364 and encodes 787 amino acids. NCBI's taxonomy places the organism in Eukaryota, Fungi, Ascomycota, Saccharomycetes, Saccharomycodales, Saccharomycodaceae. Gene Ontology annotation, cellular component: cytoplasm.
AUGGCAUCUAAAUCAGCCAGUAAUAACUCCUCUUCCAAUAAAAAGAAAUCCACAUCUUCAUCAAAUGUAGAUAAAUUCAAAUGCCCAGAAGAAUUCAUAACUAGACCAACUAAGACUGAACAACAACAUCAAGAAAUUGAACCAACAAUAUUAAGCAAUAUAUAUUUGCAUCCAAAAACCAUCAAAGCAUUGGAGUUAUCAAUUAAUUCAAUAUGUUGUAUCACAAAAGUUGGAGCAUUGGGUGGUGGUAUUGCUGGUAUUGUUAGCCCACUAUGUAAUAAGGACGAGGAAGAUAUUGACUACACGAAUAUUAUUGGAAUUCCUAAGCCUUUAAGAUCGGUUAGCAAUUUAUUAUUAGGUGAUAGAGUUAAGGUCACCAAAUUAAGUCAGCAGCCUCUAUACUGCGAGAGUGUUACAGUGGCUAUUUUAAACAACAUUAACGAUGCGACUGCUGAAACACAUAUAAGAAACUACCUGAAUAAAGUUGGACUUGUGAUGCCGGGUAUGUGUUUUAAUACUGAUAACAUAAACUUUAUAAUUACAGAUCUCAACAAUAGUACCAACGACUCUGACCUAACAAGUAAAAUAUCCAAUUUAUCAUUAGAAAAUGCGAAUAAUAAAUCGUUUGUUGAUUAUUUACCAUUUUUAGCACCACCUGGUAUAGUAAACCCCAAAAAGAAAACGACAAUUAUAGUGGAGCCACAUGUUCAUAACGACAAGCAUGAUACCAAAUAUAAUUUGCCGCAACCUUUAACUUACUCCAACGUUGGUGGGUUAUCCAAAGAAAUAGAAGUGCUAAGGAAUUGUAUUAAUUUGCCAUUAACUAAACCCGAAAUAUUCCAAGAGUUUGGUGUUUCGGCGCCAAGAGGUGUAUUGUUGCACGGUCCGCCAGGCACUGGUAAAACGAUGCUAUUAAGAUGUGUUGCUAAUGAAGUUGAUGCACAUGUUUUAACAAUUAACGGGCCUAGCAUAGUUUCCAAAUAUUUAGGUGGCACUGAAUCUAAGCUACGUGAAAUAUUUGAAGAAGCUAGAAAAUUCCAACCUUCUAUAAUUUUCAUUGAUGAAAUUGAUUCAAUUGCGCCGCAACGGAAUAACGAUGAAAGUGGAGAAUCAGAAAGUAGAGUAGUUGCGUCGCUAUUGACUUUAAUGGAUGGGUUUUCAGGGGGCAGCGGUAGUACAAUGGACAAAUUGGUUGUGGUUGGUGCAACUAAUAGACCCAAUUGUAUAGACUCUGCUUUGAGGAGACCAGGUAGAUUUGACCAAGAAGUGGAAAUAGGUAUACCUGACGUUGAUUCCAGAUACGACAUUUUACUAAAACAGUUUGAUAAAAUGACACCGGAGAAAAAAGUAGAUAUUACCGAUGAAGUUAUAUAUGAUAUAGCUAGUAAAACCCAUGGAUAUGUAGGUGCAGAUUUAAUUGCUUUAUGUAGGGAAUCUGUGAUGAAAGCUAUUCAAAGGACCAAGAGCGAUGGAACAGACAACACGACCACAUUAUCUAUCAGAGAUAUAGAGGAUGCUUUAUUGGAAAUCAGACCAUCUGCCAUGAGAGAAAUUUUUUUAGAGACACCAAAAGUUUAUUGGUCAGAUAUUGGUGGUCAGGAAUAUUUAAAAACAAAAUUACAGGAAAUGAUUGAAUUGCCAUUAAAAUAUUCAGACGUUUUCAAUAAAAUAGGUGUUAAAGCGCCACGUGGUGUUUUAUUAUAUGGUCCUCCAGGAUGUUCUAAAACAUUAACAGCCAAAGCUUUGGCGACGGAGAGUGGUAUUAAUUUCUUGGCAGUCAAAGGACCCGAAGUAUUCAAUAAGUAUGUUGGUGAAAGUGAAAAGGCUAUUAGAGAAAUAUUUAGAAAGGCAAGAGCAGCAUCUCCAAGUAUUAUAUUUUUUGAUGAAAUUGAUGCACUUUCACCAAAUAGAAUGGAUGACACUGGAUCUGCCACUGCGAAUCAUGUUCUAACAUCAUUAUUGAAUGAAAUCGAUGGUAUCGAAGAAUUGAAUGGUGUAGUUAUAGUUGCAGCUACUAAUAAACCGGAUCAAAUAGACCCAGCCUUGUUAAGACCGGGCAGAUUGGACAGACACAUAUACGUAGGUCCGCCAGAUUAUGAUGCAAGGCUUCAGAUUAUUAAAAAUAACAUAAAGAAAUUUCAAAUGGAGAAUGAAGAUGUAGUUGCGAGGUUAAGUGACUUGACAGAAGGGUGUUCGGGAGCUGAAAUUGUGUUGAUGUGCCAAGAGGCUGGUCUUGCUGCUAUUAUGGAGAAUUUAGAGAAUACAGAAAGAGUUGAAUGGAAACAUUUUGAAAAAGCAUUGGAUAACAUGGAGAGAGGCAUAACAAAGGAAAUGCUAGACUAUUAUAAAGAAUUUUCUAAAUAG